Rosa chinensis is the source of this 1761-nucleotide messenger RNA. Its product is annotated as putative FBD-associated F-box protein At5g56400. Bases 152 to 1555 code for a protein of 467 amino acids. The transcript is spliced from 3 exons. NCBI's taxonomy places the organism in Eukaryota, Viridiplantae, Streptophyta, Magnoliopsida, Rosales, Rosaceae. Gene Ontology annotation, molecular function: protein binding. The record is from RefSeq and is a predicted model, not a curated record.
AGUCUCUCUCUCUCUCUCCAGGUUCUCCAUUCUACCACUUUUAGAUAUAAGAGCUACUCUUAAAUUGGUAUUCAUAAACACGAGCAGACCACAUUGCACAAACAGAAGCUCAAAGUAAGACGAAGCCAAGAAAGGUCAUAGCGAAAACACCAUGGCUGUUAGCACAUCACUGCCUCACUUUCCUGACCUUGUUAUGCACCAAAUCAUCCUGCGACUGCCCACUAAACCUGCCAUUCGCAUGAGCUCUCUAUCUAAACAAUGGGAAGGAGUAUGGUCUGCACUCCAUGUGUUAGAUUUCGACGAGGGAGAUCUGCCGCAUGGUAAUGAUGACAAUGACCACCAUACAAAGUUCAUCAACAUCUUGGUAAGGUAUUUGGAAUUCCGUAAGAAGGACAAGCAACAACCAGUCUUGGAUAAAUUCAGGCUUCACAUGGCGAGCUACAUGUUUGGAGAGGAUGAUUCUGUAAUAGCUAAGUUGUUGAGUAAUUCAUUUCAGAGAAAUGUCAAAGAAUUAGAUGUCAGCCUUAGGAGUAAACAUAAGGAGGUUAACUGGUACUAUUGCUUAUCCCCUGGGGCACUUGUUAAUGCAAAAUCCAUAACUGCGCUGAAUUUGGAGUGUCUGAUGAUCAAGGACAUUGACAGUGCUGAGACUGAGCCCUUGUGUCCCUCUUUGAAAAUUCUAUCUCUCAAGAAUGUGCAUUUUAAUCCCAAGGCUCUCCUUGACUUGAUUUUGGGGUGCCCUUCAGUUAAGUGCUUGUCAUUAACUUCAUGUUCCUUUGACCCCCCGGUGUUUCAGAUUUCAAGUAGCAGUCUCAGAUCAUUGGAAGUUAAGAAUUGCAAUGCUCAGAGUCUUCUAGUUGAUAGAACUAGGGAUCUUGAAUCUUUUACAUUCGUUUCAAAUUUUCUGCUUCUUGAGACUAUAAUCCUGAAGGAUACUGUCAACUUGAAAAAGAUCAAAAUGCGUGCUCAGCACCUGAAGUAUUUUGGAUUACUUGGAUGCCACAAUAAUUUGAAUGCUACAGUCAGUACUCCAAAUCUACACCAGUUUGAUAUCUUUGCUUAUCUGACGUCCAAAGUUUCUAUCAAUGCUCCAAACUUAUGCUUGGCCCGCAUCACACUCCGGGAAGAAGAAUUUUCUACCUUCAACCAGGAAUGGAAACAUUUUGCUACCUUCAGUGACUUUCUUAAAGCAUUUGGUUGCUCCAACAAUAUAAUCCUCUAUAUAAGUGAUUUCAAGAGUAUCAUCUUUCCUGAAAAUUUCAAAGGGGCCUGCUAUCCGCCAUUGCGUAUCCUCAGGCGUCUUCAUCUUGGAAUGAUUAACCCUCCGACAGAGGAGAUGGAUGUUUCUGACCUGGAGGAUUCCUUGCUUUGGAUGGCUCCUAAUGCAGAGGAGAGGAUUUAUUAUCCUAAUAGUCUUCAGCUCCUGAUGGCUAACCCUCCAACAGAGGAGAUGGAUAUUCCUUACCUAGAGAUGUCCUUGCUUUGGAUGGCUCCUACUCCAGAGGAGAGGUUAUAUGCAGAUUUAGAAAGAAUGCAGUAUCAUAUGAGGUUAUGAAGUAUAGACAGCUUGUUAGCUUCUUUUUAGAAGACUAAGAUGAGUUGUGUCAGCUUCAUGUACUACCUUGUUGGCAAAGCAGAGUUUCUCUUGUUUAGUUGUAUUCUGUGCCUUUUUAUUGCCCUGAAGUAAUAUUAGUUCCAUAGGUGAUGCUGUGCAGCUUCACCAAUUUUCUUGUAAGAGAUACUGGGGACUUCUUAAACAUA